UCUACGAGAAAGUAGAAGGCACGAAAAUUGGACCCCAGAUCAAAAGGGAACCGCCAAUCCGAGACCCGACUGCAGACGCGGGCUAAACUGGCAGAUCUCGAACCCAACACGAUAUACCGCCUCCACAUGAAAGCAAUGACGAUCGCUAGCGAGGGUAACGAUUAUUACAUUGAAAGGAGCACUCGCAAUGGCAAUCCACCCGAUCAGCCUCAAUUCACAUGGAACCAGGUUACAUUGGACAACGGUAUGCCGGCCAUCAAAGUCGUCUGGCAUACGAAAGUCGAUGGCCAACCGGGAUCUCACUUUUUUGUCCAGUUCAGACGCAAGGGCAAGACUAUCUACAUUAAAAGCGAAGAUGAGUUUGACGAAAAUUUCCUCAUUUUACGCGACCUGGAACCCAAUCAACUGUACGAAAUUGGCGCCGUCGUCGUUGAUUGCGAUUACUUUACCGAAAACGACCCCGAAGAAGUCGAGAUGUACGCCGAUGGACCUUAUAUCCAAGGAUCAUCCGCCGUCGCCUCUACCGUAUGGUUUAUCGGCAUGAUGCUGGCCCUUGCAUUGUUGCUCUUGGUCUUGGUCCUCGUCUGCAUCAUUAAGCGAAACAGAGAUGGAAAAUAUUUGUUUGAAGACAAUGUCCUUUUGGGCUCUCCUUUAAUCGUUGACGCCCCGUGGAUAAAUGACUAUUACUACAGCACGUAUCCUGGGUAUGCGAAAUACCGGGAUUACUUUUGUCAUCUCCACGCGCGUCUCCUUUGGUGGUUUGAGUCCAAUCAGGACAUUUACCACACCACUCCUCGCCGUUCGGACUUCUACCGGGAGAUCACCCAAGCUGAAGCACAAGCACGGGUAGAAGCUCGGCUCGUUUGGCUUGCUGUUUUGGACGCUGCGUUUGAGGAACACGACGACGACUUUUUAGAUUUAAACAAUAAUCGUGAAGAAUGA
This is a messenger RNA of Daphnia carinata, 942 nucleotides long. Its product is annotated as neuroglian-like. The record is from RefSeq and is a predicted model, not a curated record. NCBI's taxonomy places the organism in Eukaryota, Metazoa, Arthropoda, Branchiopoda, Diplostraca, Daphniidae. Bases 127 to 942 code for a protein of 271 amino acids. The transcript is spliced from 5 exons.